AUGAAGUGGCGGUUCAUUUUACUAACCUUUGUCUUACUGGCCCGCCGGUGUCACCAUGUCACGGGGGACUUUGCGGGCUCUGAUGAAGACCCAGACGUUGGACACGAUGAAGAAGCGCACCCCAGAACCCUCACAGAAAGAAACAGGGAUGUGCCGGACAUGAACAUCCGAACAAGCAAGCAUGUAGACCCCAACUUUGACACCGACUGGGGCAUCGACAAAGACCACGAGGACGCUGACUGGCAUCCUCAUCCCUCCCUCCUGGAGACACACUCCAACCUGUCGCCGGCGAUACGCAGCGGCACCGCCGGCGUUGACGACGGAACCGACCCAACCUUCAACCGGACGAUUGGCAGUCCGUCGGCGCGGUGCGGCGAGUACAGCAGCCACCUGACGUCCAGCGGGCGGUGUCGGCUGACGGCGACGUUGCCUCCGGUGCCGGUGGGAACGUCGCGGCGACGCUGCCCGGAUAUGUUCCGCUGCACGGACGACAUCUCGUAUUGGCUCUACGAGAACAAGAACCGAAAAGAGCAGCUGGAGGAGCUGAGGGAGACGAUGUCGGAGCUGCAGGAGGAGGUGAGGAACCACCGGCAUCGAGUGCAGAGCCUGGAGUCGCAGGGUGAAGAAAGUGUUGUUCUAGAGUCGCCCUUUGACCUGCGGUUGCAUUCCCUGGAGUUGCGUCACACCGACGACAACACGCUGCAGCGCGUUCACGCGGCGCUGCUGCACGCGCUGCAGCUGCAGCUCCGCAACCUCUCGGCCGCCGCGCAGCGAAUGAGCCGCAACGCGGGCUGCGCCAACAACGUGGUCAGGACGGCGCCGCUGCUCGGCAUGCGAGACACACUGCCGCCAGAUGGACCGCGCUUGUCUUUCUGUCCAUCGGACUGCGCGUCUCUGUAUCACGGCGGCGUCCGACGUUCAGGUGUGUACGCCAUCGUCCUGUCGCCAGGCCACGCCCUGCCCGUCUACUGCGACAUGGAGACCGAGGGCGGAGGCUGGACGGUGUUUCAGCGGCGGCGCGGCGGCGCGGUGAGUUUUAACCGCGGCUGGUCGGAGUACCGCGACGGCUUCGGCGAGCCGCGUGAGGAACACUGGCUGGGCAACCAACAGCUCCACCUGCUGUCCAACCAGGGCCACUACAGCCUCCGCAUCAACCUGCAUGACUGGAGCCACGCCCACAGACACGCCCUGUACCACAGCUUCAGGAUAGAGAACGAGGAGAACCAGUACCGCCUCCACGUGUCCGGUUUCAGUGGCACGGUGGAGGAUUCGUUCGGUUGGUACCACGACCAGCGCGGCUUCAGCACGCCGGACACCGGCAACGUCUGCGCCGAGAUCAGCCACGCCGGCUGGUGGUUCCACCAGUGCUUCUACGCCAACCUCAACGGCGUCCACUACGAGGGGGGGCGCUACGCUCUGAAAGCCCAGAACCUGCUGGGGCCGGACGGCAUCGUCUGGUUCUCCUGGAAGGAGUCGGACUUCUACUCCCUGAAGGCGGUCACCAUGAUGACGCGACCGCGCGACUUCGGGCGCCUGUCGCGCGGGACAGUCUGA
Cyclopterus lumpus (lumpfish) is the source of this 1554-nucleotide messenger RNA. Its product is annotated as fibrinogen C domain-containing protein 1-like. The transcript is spliced from 6 exons. Bases 1 to 1554 code for a protein of 517 amino acids. The record is from RefSeq and is a predicted model, not a curated record. NCBI's taxonomy places the organism in Eukaryota, Metazoa, Chordata, Actinopteri, Perciformes, Cyclopteridae.